Molecule: messenger RNA, 1414 nt
Organism: Zeugodacus cucurbitae (melon fly)
Lineage: Eukaryota; Metazoa; Arthropoda; Insecta; Diptera; Tephritidae
Product: transcription elongation factor, mitochondrial
Exons: 3
Coding region: 68-1333 (421 amino acids)
Biological process (GO): mitochondrial transcription; transcription elongation by mitochondrial RNA polymerase
Cellular component (GO): mitochondrial nucleoid
Molecular function (GO): DNA polymerase processivity factor activity
Source: RefSeq, a predicted model, not a curated record
UCAGCUGAUUUUCGCAUGCUUAUUUCUCCACCUUUCGCUACCAAUGUUCUGCAAAAAAUAGUACAAAAUGCUUAAAUAUUGUUUGUCUAAUUUGGUUAAAUAUUCAAUAAAAAAUGUUGGCAAAUCCCAAUCAUAUUUAUUCAGUAUUACAAAAUGUGUCAGCACCAAUAUAGAUGCACUGCCAACACCAACUCCCGAGCACAACAAACCAACAACCGGCAAAAAUCCACUACAGAACUAUACAACGGAGGAGCAGCACAAAAUAUUGAAUAUUUUGAACAAAGAUGAAGAGCUUAUAAAUUAUGAUAUAGCUAAAACGCGCGCAGCCAAAUUGGUGGCGUGGAAGAAACGUAAUGGGUCGUUGAAUAGUUUAGAAGACAUGCUUCUAAUAGAGGGUUUUACACUGAGGAUUGCCGAUAAAUUUUGCAAAAGUGUAAUUGGGGGACAUGUUGAUGAAAGUAAAGCCACAAAUUCCGCACGUCGGCGUACCGCUGGCUUCAUUACGCCAGCAAUAGAUGCCGAACAUCGUACGGAGUUACGUUCCUGCGUAUCUCUACGUAUUGGCGUAUCCAGCAUAACUUGGGCACGUUUGGAGUUACCUGAAUCUGAAAGUAUAAAUGCGCCAUGUGACCUGACACAUUGGCAGCACCACGAUAUCACAGAGAAAAAGCUCCAUUUAGGUGAUCUAGUGCAGCGCCUAUUAUAUGUAGAUCAUCUUAUACCAGAUGCAGAUUGCUAUAUAUUUGAAAAUCCGCAACUGGCACAAAUCAACAGCAAUCCUGGUAGCGUGGAUCAGCAAAAUAUAAGCGUACAAAAAGCGCAAGUAACGGCUGUGCUAGCAUAUGCGCUAUGCGCACGUGGCAGAUAUGCUGAAGCACUGAAGAAUGGUUAUGAAAGUAUAGUCGAUCCUAAAAAGCGGACAGACGAAACGCGACCAAAUGUUUUCUAUCUGCGUCGCUUUUUAACAGCACGUCUGUUUAGUCAGUUGGUUGGUAGCGAGCGCGUGUCUUCCGAGGAAACGAUACUACAGCUUAUGCGCACGCAUUACAAUGUGUCGCAACUGCUAUAUGAUGAAGACAAUGAAGUGCAAAAUGCGAAGGAGAAUAUACAAAAUGUAUCAUUACGCCGCAAUGUACAAUUCUCGUUAGUGCAACGCGAGAUGUUUUCACGUGCAGAGCGAUUUCAGCGGGAGUUCUUGGGUCAGGCGCUUUUACUUAAUUUGGCAUUUAUGCGUUUGGUAGUUUUACAAGAUGAGGAGAGUAUCGCAGUUGUGACGCGCAAUCCUAAUAAAGCAGACACUAGAGGUAAAACAGACGCAACGGAGAUAAGCUGAUGUGGUCGUUUCAGUCAAGUUUCUGUUAUAUUCUUGCUGCUAUUGUAGUUGUCAAUAUACAUAUAAGAAAACUGCUGUUAA